GUCAUGUGAUUUUCAUGUGACCUGGAUGAUCACAUGAGUUUAACUUUUGUACUUAUCUACGGGCGAGCAGGCUUUAUAUAAAGGUAGAUACCAUCGUUUUCUGUUGAAAAGUUCGUUCUACCGUACAGACAAAGGAUAUAAACAACUUUGACGAGAGAACACCCAAGCACUUGGAUUGGCUUAUUAUACUGUAGUAUACGUUUAGGCAAAGUUUUUUUUGUAAGCUACCCUGAAGUUUGGCAUAAUCACUCAGUACUGUACGCAAUGAAGGCGUUUAUUCUCCUGCUGACAGUUGGGACAGCUUGCUGUCUGAAGUUUGACUUCCAUGAUCAUUACUUCACGGAGGCAUUUGUUAACUACCAUAACUCAAGGUCUGAUGUCACAUGGAAGGCUACGACAGAGAACUUCAAGAAUGUUCCAGCAGUUGGCAGAAUGAACUACGUUAAGGACCUUUGUGGAACUUUUUCUGCCCCGGAAGAUCAGCGGCUCCCUGUUAAGGAUAUCGAGGUCACAAGCGUCCCAGACUCAUUCGAUGCCCGUACCCAGUGGCCGAACUGCCCAUCCUUGAAGGAGGUUCGAGACCAGGGUGCCUGUGGAUCAUGCUGGGCUUUUGGGUGUGUCGAGGCUGCCACGGAUAGAAUUUGCGUGCAGUCCGGAGGAAAGAUGAACUUCCACAUCUCUGCUGAGGACCUAACCAGCUGUUGCCACACUUGCGGAAAUGGAUGUAAUGGAGGAUUCCUGGAGGGUGCCUGGAACUAUUUGAAACAUGAUGGUCUUGUAACUGGUGGACAGUACAACAGCAAACAGGGUUGCCAGCCAUACGAGAUUAAGGCAUGCGAUCACCACGUCGUUGGCAAACUUGCCCCAUGCAAGGGAGAUGGCCCCACGCCCCGCUGUAAAAAAACCUGUGAGGCGGGAUAUAACAACACAUUUGAGAAGGACAAGCACUAUGCCACGUCUGCCUAUGCUGUGGAGGGUGUUGAGAAGAUUCAAACAGAAAUCAUGACCAACGGUCCUGUAGAGGCUGCGUUCACUGUGUAUGCUGAUUUCCCAACCUACAAGUCAGGUGUAUAUCAGCAUAAGACUGGGGGUGCCCUUGGAGGCCAUGCCAUCAAGAUUCUGGGCUGGGGCGUAGAGGAUAGCACCCCAUAUUGGCUUGUUGCUAACUCCUGGAACGAGGACUGGGGUGAUCAGGGAUUCUUCAAGAUCUUGCGCGGUCAAGAUGAGUGCGGUAUCGAGUCCAACAUCGUCGCUGGAAUGAUGAAACUGGCCUAGAACACUAGGGUGACACAUGGACAUUCCAUUCUGGUGCCUGUUAUUCCACUUUGGUGCCAUUGUUUAACAAAGCUAUGCAAGUUUUUGAAGGAAAAUAUCAUUGUCAGAGAUUGUUACUUGAUAAAAAUAACUUGAUUGCUUCAACCAAAUGUUAAUUUCAAUGUUUUUUGCCCAUCUAACCAUUAAGAUAUGUAAAAGUUUUCAGACAAAAUGGGUAUUUCAUGAUUAUAAUUGUGAUAGGUACCUGUAGUGCGCUCCAUGGCUGUAAACUGGUAAACUGUGUUUUAAAGCUUUACCUUUAUAUCAUAAUUCCUUUAUUUAAUUGAGAUUUUUAUAUUGUCAUCAAUAUAUAUAUUUUUGAUACACAUGCUAUUGAGUGCAAUAAAAAAACUUAAUAUUUGA
Mya arenaria is the source of this 1677-nucleotide messenger RNA. RefSeq names its product cathepsin B-like. The transcript is spliced from 9 exons. Lineage: Eukaryota; Metazoa; Mollusca; Bivalvia; Myida; Myidae. Gene Ontology annotation, cellular component: lysosome. Bases 265 to 1275 code for a protein of 336 amino acids. The record is from RefSeq and is a predicted model, not a curated record. Gene Ontology annotation, molecular function: cysteine-type endopeptidase activity.